UUAAAAAACAUAAGCAAAACAAAAAAAAAACCACAAACCCAAAUCCGCUUAGAGACAAAGACGUGGAGGAGUGGAAGACUGGAAGCCUAGAGAAACUCUGUAUAAAGAGGUUCCAAAACAUAAACAAACCACACACAAAAAAAAAAAAAAAGAAAAACUGGUAACUGAGUUGCCCACAUUUUGGAUGCACGAGUCGAUGCCCAGUGGAAGCGAAUUUGCAGUCGAAAUCCGAAACGGAAACGGAAUUCGCGGCAACAGCCAACAGCAAGAAUAACCACAACAACUAGCUGAUUCUCUUCAAGACUCUCCCGGUUCAGCGUGAGAGGGAAAGAGCGAGAGAGCGAGAGAGAGAUAGAGAGACAGAGAUCAAAGCGAUCAAAAAGCAGGUUGAGCCAAAAGCAAAUUUAAUGAACGGGAACGAGGCGCUAAGCAACUGCAAGAUAGCCGCUAAAGUCAACAAAUUGGCGCUGCCAGCCGCACAAACCACCAUAGACAAUUGGAAUUAACCGAUCGAUCCACCCACUCCCGGAUCGCUGAACGAGAAUCCUCCCAUCCUCUCCCAAUUGCCGCCAGCACACACACAGACACACACACACACACAUCCACGGAUAGUCAGCUGGAAGAAAACAUAGAAACAACAAUCAAAUCAAGUCAGGCAACCAGCAUCGCAUCAACGGAACCGGAAGAGGCAUUAACUGUACAGCUGCAAAAUGGCGACCGUCAAUGUGAACCGCAGCGUGACGGACAUCUUCUAUCGCUACAAGAUGCCGCGUCUACAGGCCAAAGUCGAGGGCAAGGGCAACGGCAUCAAAACGGUGCUGGUCAACAUGGCCGAAGUGGCACGCGCCAUCGGCCGUCCAGCCACCUAUCCGACCAAGUACUUUGGCUGUGAAUUGGGCGCCCAAACGCAGUUCGAUCAUAAGAACGAACGUUUCAUUGUGAAUGGGUCGCAUGAUGUGAACAAGCUGCAGGAUCUGCUCGAUGGCUUCAUUCGCAAAUUUGUGCUGUGUCCCGAAUGCGAUAAUCCGGAGACCAAUUUGACCGUCUCGGCCAAGAACCAGACCAUCUCGCAAUCGUGCAAGGCCUGUGGCUUCCAUGGUCUGCUCAAGGUCAACCAUAAAGUCAACACGUACAUUGUGAAGAAUCCACCAUCACUGAAUCCGGCCGCACAGGGCUCCUCCCUGACCGAGGGCAAGCGUUCCAAGCGUGUCCAGAAGCAGAAGAACGAGAAUUCCGAUGGUUCCAUGUCCAACAACUCAAUGGCCAACAAUUCGGGCGGCGAAUCCGACGGCGGCAAUGGCACCAAUCAUGCCAGCCAGACCGAGGCUGAGAUCAGCGCCGCCAUACCGGAGAAGAGCAUUACCGAGGACGAUGACGAUGGCGGCUGGAGCGUUGAUGUUUCCAAGGAAGCGAUCCGUGCACGUUUGCAGGACCUGACCGAUGGCGCCAAGGGUAUGACCAUUUCCGAUGACUACGACAAGACAGAAAAGGAACGUAUCGACAUCUUCUAUGAGCUGGUGAAGAACAAGCGCGACAAUAAGCAGCUGGAUGAUGUGCCCACGCACAAGGAGCUGCUGAUUGAGGCCGAGCGAUUGGAUAUUGUUAACAAGGCGCCGCUGGUGCUGGCCGAACUGCUCUUCACCGAGAACAUCAUUCACGAUGUGCGCAAGAAUCGCAUUCUACUGCUGCGCUUUACCCACAACAAUCCGAAGGGUCAGCGCUAUCUGAUUGGCGGCAUCGAGCAGACCGUGGAUCUGCAUGCGAACACACUGAUGAGCAAGGUGGCCGGCAUCUUUAAGAUCUUCUACGACUUGGACAUACUCGACGAGAAGGUGAUACUCGAAUGGGCCCAAAAGGUGAGCAAGCGUCAUGUUUCCAAGAAGAUUGCCACCGAGAUACACGAGAGAGUAGAACCGUUUGUCCAAUGGCUCAAGGAUGCCGAGGAGGAGGACUCGUCGUCUGACGAGGAUAACAAUGCUGGCGGUGAUUCGGAUGUGGAAAUCGAAUAUGAUGAUCGUGCACGUGUCGAACCCCUUAAGGUAGCCGCUGUCAGUGCCGCCGUUGCCGCUGUCAACAAGAAGAACGCCAUGGAAGAAGAGGAUGGCGACGAGAUAGAUAUCGAUGAGAUCUAAGCAGCAGCAGCAGUAGCAGUAGCAGUAGCAAUAGCAGCAUCAGUUUGUGGAUUAGGGGUUGGCCAAAAUUGGAAAAGCGCAUGGUUCGGGACAGAAGACGGCAGGACAAGCAAAUCAGUGACGAGUGGCGAGUACCGAGUAGCAAGUAGCUAGUGACAUGUAGCGAGUAACGAGUAGUGAGUGACAUGUAGCGAGGGACGAGUAGCGACUAACGAGAAGUGAGUGACAUGUAGCGAGGGACGAGUAGCGACUAACGAGAAGUGGGUGACAAGUAGCGAGUAACAAGUAGCGAGUGACGUGUAGCUAGUAACGAGUUGCAAGCGACGCGUGACAAGUAGCGAGUGACGAGCAACGAGUAGCGAGUUGAACCAAUGCAACAACAAGAACAAGAACAACAACUGUCCAGCCCAGCGAGCCAACUUUUUGGGGGCGCCCGCUUAACUUUGAUGAUGAAUCGCCUAAUCUCACGACUUAACUACAUUUCGAUUGUAAUCACAUUUGCAUUAUCCUAUAUACCCAUUUGUAACAAUAAACACAAAAUUUAAAUUUAAAUUAAAUGCACAUACUCGAUCUAGUA
Molecule: messenger RNA, 2709 nt
Organism: Drosophila montana
Lineage: Eukaryota; Metazoa; Arthropoda; Insecta; Diptera; Drosophilidae
Gene: eIF5
Product: eukaryotic translation initiation factor 5
Exons: 3
Coding region: 711-2132 (473 amino acids)
Biological process (GO): formation of translation preinitiation complex; formation of cytoplasmic translation initiation complex; translational initiation
Cellular component (GO): cytosol
Molecular function (GO): translation initiation factor activity; GDP-dissociation inhibitor activity; eukaryotic initiation factor eIF2 binding
Source: RefSeq, a predicted model, not a curated record